This is a messenger RNA of Hippocampus zosterae (dwarf seahorse), 2872 nucleotides long. RefSeq names its product SET domain bifurcated histone lysine methyltransferase 2 (gene setdb2). Gene Ontology annotation, molecular function: zinc ion binding; histone H3K9 methyltransferase activity; protein binding. Gene Ontology annotation, cellular component: nucleus. Gene Ontology annotation, biological process: negative regulation of gene expression; heterochromatin organization. The record is from RefSeq and is a predicted model, not a curated record. The transcript has 10 exons. Bases 345 to 2165 code for a protein of 606 amino acids. NCBI's taxonomy places the organism in Eukaryota, Metazoa, Chordata, Actinopteri, Syngnathiformes, Syngnathidae.
ACAAAAGGAGGGAACAUUUUAUCGACAUUUCGCAGGCCGGCGUGUUGUUUUUGAAGAAGAAACUGAAUGCUAAUCCAUCAUAUACAGGAAUGAUUUUUGAAGCAGCAAUGUUACCGUCAAACCGUUACAUUGAAGCAAAGAUAGCAAUAUAAGUUUCGCGGCUAUUUUACUCGAUGUUCGCAUUUGACUUUAAUUGAUGUAAUCAUUGUCGCAGCUAAUGCUUCCCAGGCGAAGAGUGCCUGCUAACCUAACUUAGCUAAGCAAAUUGACUUUUAUUAGUGUUUAAAUUAAUUAAGUUAUUCGCCUGGAAUUCGGUCAGAUGGGGGAUUCGUUCGAUCGUCAAGAUGUUGGUGAGAUCUUGGUUGAAAAUAACCAAUCGGGCCAAAGUUUUCUGGGCCAAGGAGAAUGUGGAUCAGGUGUUUAGUGUCAUGUUCAAACGGCUGGAUCAUCUCAGAGAAGUCCUGAGGACCAACGAGGCAACCGACAAAGAACGUGUCCAGGCUUUGAAGUCGUUCGACUGUCUGGGGUUGACAGCUCGGUCUCCUAUGAUCGACACUCCGGUGGUUCAGGUGGCUGUUAGUGCAGGUUAUAAGCCAGACGACCACAGCCCCACACCCACACCUUCAUCAGCCAUUGAUGAUCAGCUGCUGCCCAUUCAGCUGCCAUGUAAGCUGCACGUGUGCUGCAAGACGUGCUUGCCUUCUUUACAAGGCACGCAUAACUCCACCCUGCUGUAUUGGGCUCAGAACCCUCUCAAGGUCCCGCUGCUGUGUGGUUUCAAGCGGAUGGUUGCCAGGCCACUGAUGUUAUCCAGUGGGGCUGGGGCCAGUGAUGCUCAGCAGAAAGAUGGCCAAGAUGCCGAGGAAGAUGAAAGCCAUUGGGCUGUCAUUUACAAAGCUCCCUGUGGGCACAGCCUUCGUAACUAUGAGGAUGUGAUGCGCUUCCUGUUGGCCACAGAAAGCUACGAUGUACUCCAGCUGGACUAUUUUUCCUUCAACAACGUGGUGCAAUUUGACCCUCAUUCAUUGCGAGUCAGCCAGCCCCCUGAGAUAGACCUGAGUCGUGGAUCCGAACCAACCCCAGUGGAGCUGUGUGUGGGGCCCGGUGAUUCCCGGCCAUCUGAAUUCCGCUACAGGAAGGAGCGCUGGCCGCAUGGCUGCUUCCUGACCCGGGGUCCCAUUUUUGACGCUUGUUGUGAGUGUACAGAUGGAUGCUUGGACGCACAACGCUGCGCCUGCAUCGCCAUGACUGGGGCAGGCAACCAUUACAACUAUCAGAGACUCUCCCACCCUGUGACGUCCGGGUUGUUUGAGUGCGGGCCGUGGUGCAGCUGCGAUCGGGCUCUUUGUCAGAAUCGUCUCGUCCAGAGAGGAAUCAGAGUCCGUCUUCAAGUUUUUUGGACUGAGCGUUGUGGCUGGGGUGUGCGCAGCCUUGAUGACUUGGAUGCGGGGACCUUUGUGUGUAUAUAUGCAGGUGUGAUACUGCAGAAGGUCCAGCGACCCGUUGAGCCUCCGCCGCCGAAAUUGACUAGAGUGGACCUGCCAUCGGAUGACGAGGUGGAGGUGGUCACAGAGUGGCUGGCACCCUCCGUACUGGAGGGGAGCAACUUGUUGGAAAACCCUGACCCCCCAACUUCUCCACCACUGCAUGUUCCAGUCAUCCAGAGACCCACCGAUGUCAACGCAAAUCCAAACAAAGACAAGGUGAAGAAAGUUUUGGCGUCACCAAACAAUGCUGAUGUCAAAGGCAAUGAAAAGAACUUGAAGAUGGUCGUCAACUCGGAGAUUUAUUUGCUGGACGCCAGAAAGGAGGGAAACGUGAGCCGCUUCCUCAAUCACAGUUGCCAGCCAAACCUGUUCAUUCAGAACGUCUUCACUGACUCACAUGAUCCCGCUUUCCCCAUCAUCGCCUUCUUCACCAACAGGAAGUGCCCUGCAUGUGUGGCACUAAUGGCUGUCUGGGCCAGUUCCUGGAGGAGAACCUUUGUGAAACAUGUGAGCUUGGAUUAUGUGACACUAUGGCGGAGACGUGAGCACGUCACCUGGAAGCCAUUUCCAUUUUUUACCAACUCAUUUCUUAAUAAAAACUUAAAAGUCAAGCAUCCAGGUGAGAUCAUGCAUCCUGUAUUAAUAGAAAUGCUGAUUAUUAACCUUUUCUCUAGUUAAUAAUUUUGGGACCAUUGAAGUGAAAUUAGAUAAUUUUCCGCAGCACGCCUGAUGACCUCUCAUAGCACACUAAUGUGGUUAGUUUUUGGCGUGGGGAUUCCAAUCUCGAACUCCUUACAUGGUCUACCGCUCAUCUUCUGUACUUCAACGAGAUAGAAGCCAUUUCAAUUCCUGUGACUUGGUUUGGCAGUAAAUUUCAUUGGAAGGAAGUUCAAAAAUAAAUAGACCAAAUCAGGAUAAUAGGGGAGCAAUACCUAUCGGUAACCGACUGGUAACUUGUCUGGCAUGUAACAAUAUAAAAUAUACUAAAAACCAGGGAUAUUCUGGUUAGUCACAUUGCAGUGCUAUUAUUUUGAACAGCACUGCAUGUCAGAAUAUAGUGAUAACAAAAUGAAAUGCAAGAAUAAUAAAAAUCCCAUUAUAAAAUUUGAUACAUAUGGGAUAUCUGCCAAUCCAAGUGUAGUAUUUAAAGUGAGAAGAAAUGAAUUACUGUAGACUGGAAGACCAAAAGCACUCCUUUAUUGAUUUACAUGUCAGCUUACCAAGCAGUGCAGCGUGGCAGCCUGAGAUUAAGAAAAAUAACUGAUACAAAGUCCAUCUGAGAGCACAUACAGACAAAGUCUGAAUAGAAAAAUAAACAAACAAAAAAAAUCCUCCAGACUGCUGACCGUCUAUGAAUCCAAAGCAGAUACUUGCGCCUGUAUUCA